GAUAUGGUACGGUAUUGUAUAAAUUGAGAAUAUUACGGAAAUGUGUAAGGUGUAAUGAAAACGGAAGUUUAUUUCAUUUUAUUGAUUUUUCUAAAAUGAAGAUGAUAUAAACAUCCGAUCAAGUUUCAGGGAAAUUUUCCGAAAUGGCGUCAGAUAUUGAAACCAGGUUGCGGAAAUAUCGUCAUGAAUUUGAGAAGUGUUUAAAAGAUCCAUCUAUUGUGUCUCACCUUUUAGCUAACUCUGUCAUUACCGACGUGGAUGCUGCAAGAAUAAAGAAUCUAUACAUAGACAGAGAGACGGUAAAGGCAUCCAAAGAGUUGUUAGAUGCUGUGUUUACUUCCAAAGCUCCUGGUAAAUGGAGAUCAUUUGUUGAUUCCCUUGAAAGUGCAGACUAUCCUUACCUGAAGGAAUUACUUUCAUACCAAAAUAGAUAUGACGCAUUUUCAUCAUCACGUGCUCAGAAAAUCUUGUGUUUGUUUACACCGUAUCUUGAACAAAUGAUACAUGCACAUGAGUUUGUGUCAGAGUUGAAGUCAAGAGGUGUCAUAAAUGCGGCUGAUGAGGAACUUAUCCUAAAAACAUUUGAAACUAAAGGCGACAUAUACUCGACAAUGGUUCUCUUAGAUAGAAUGCAGUGUAGAAAAUCGCCCCAGGAUUGGUAUUAUGAGUUCCUAGACUUAUUGAUGAUGAAGAAAUGCGAGCAUAUAGUGAAAGAAAUGGAACCUGAUUUUAUUGAAAAUCCUUCGUCAUUUAUGCCAAAGCUAGACAGAGGUGAAGGUUUCAAGGAUUCAAAUGACUUAGGAGCACCUCAAUCACUGACAAUGAGGCAGGACUCACCCUUGACAUCCACCGAGUAUCAAAAUGACAGCUUACAGACGAAUUUAAAGGAGAUCAAUAUAAAACCUAACGUGACAAAAUCUCUUCCAUUUGAUAUAUAUAGGCGAGCAAACCGCAAACCUGGAAAGACUGAUGAACAGGACAACCCUGAAAAAGUAGAUGAUGAUGAUGAAGAUUCCAUGGGAUCUGAUUAUGAUAAUACAAGUGUUGAGGCUGAGGCUUUGGCUUCGAACACAGCAGCUCCAUUUCAAUUGCGCGAAUUUCAUUUAGAACUUGCAGAAAAUGCAGUUCUUGGAAGAAAUACAAUCAUUUGUGCGGAAACAGGAUCUGGAAAAACCUGGGUUGCUCUGCAUAUCGUACAGCAGCAUUUACAAAAUGCUAGGAAUG
This is a messenger RNA of Ruditapes philippinarum (Manila clam), 1224 nucleotides long. RefSeq names its product interferon-induced helicase C domain-containing protein 1-like. Gene Ontology annotation, cellular component: cytoplasm. The annotation marks the transcript as partial. Lineage: Eukaryota; Metazoa; Mollusca; Bivalvia; Venerida; Veneridae. The record is from RefSeq and is a predicted model, not a curated record. Gene Ontology annotation, biological process: regulation of apoptotic process. The transcript has 7 exons.